AUGCCGGAGAGCGUCGAGGCUACCACCGCCAGCGCCGAAACACCUGCAGACCUAAAUCAAAAAGCAAAGAGUGAUGUAGAAGCUCCGGCAGUACCACAAGUACCGGAAGUGGAUGAAUUUGGGUUACCAAUUAAGAAACGGGUUGCGCCAGAAGCUCUCCAGACGGAUGAGGAGGAUACAGUGACGAAGGAUGGAGGACAUAUUGGGGAGCAAAAUUCCACCGAACAUUCCCAAUCUGAUACACCGGAAAAGCUUUCGGCUCCCAAAGAUUCGCGGCCACUCUCACAAGAGGCAGACGUGGACAGUGACGAGGAAUUCAAAGAUGCCCAAUCGAGUCCAGACACCAGGUCGCAGACGCCGCGGCCACUCACAGAUCCAGAAACCGAUCCGCCAACAUCUAUAGAUAAUGGUCCCAGCGACCAAUCUAUGACACGAGAAGUGAAAGAGACCACAGACGAGGUCGACCCUCGACAUGAUGCUGCGCAUGAUGUUCCGACAGCACCCGCAGACAAUGAAGCCGAAGAUUUAGAGAAAGUAGAAUUGAAGGAUAUAGCGGACGAGAAGGUCGAGAAAUUAGAUUCCAAGGAGAAGGGCCAUACGCGGGAGGAGAGUGUUUCCAAACCGGCCGUCUCAGAAUGGUCACAUCAGCAACUCGCACCGAAAGAUGGGAACGUUCCCGAUACGGACGACGAUGGGGAAUGGCAAACUAUGCCAGCAUUCGCUCCAUAUGAUAUGUACGAUGAUGAUAAUAGGCUCAUUGCGAAAGAGGCCGCGCUGUCGGACGAUGGAAAGGAUGUUUACGCCGGUCUUGGGGGUGCCGGGAGGGGGUAUACCAGAGUACAAUUAGAUGAGGAUGCUCAAUCGGCUACAAGUCUUGAUGAGAACACGAAGUACUUGUUUAAAGAAGCGACUGGAACUGGAGCUGGCGAGGAGCUUGACGAUGAGCAACGAGACGCUGUUUCUCAAAUGCAAGCAACGAAAGAUCUAUUGACCGAAGGGCAAAGGAUAGCAUAUGUAGGAAUGACACGGUUAGUUCUUACCAAGAUGUUGGAACAGGUAGAAGUCAUGGCAACCUCGAGGACAGCCAAGAAAGAGACGCAGCUUUCGGUAGAAGCUAUGAAGAUGUGGAGUCAGAAGAUGAUGGUACGAUUAUAUGCACAUAUGGACAUCAGCACUGCAGAGCAGAUCAUGAUCGAGCAGCUUUCGGAGCAUGGUGUGGUACCGUCAGACCUCACGCCUACAUUGAUGCAAAAUGCCCGUGUGAAGAAUCCUAUGGCUGAAAACGAAUCUACGUCUCCAAGUUUAACGUCACCAAGACCAGAAUCAAUAAGCUCUUUUAAUGGAAGAUCGAGUGUAGCGCUGUCUUCUGCGCCCUCUACUCCACAUUUGCCAUCGACUCCCGGGUACAGAUAUGAUGAAGAAGAGUCUGUUGCGCCACCUCCAGCAUAUCGAGAGCACGAAGGAGAGGAUCUCCCGGAAGUGAGAAUGCCGUCACAGCUCCCAACAACACAGAAUAUUGAUAUCGAUCUUCGGUGGACGGUUCUUUGUGAUCUGUUCCUGACCCUCAUUGCGGACUCUGUGUACGACGCUCGGUCUCGGGUAUUGCUUGAGAAAGUAGGCGAAAAUAUGGAAGUUCCAUGGCUAGAGAUUUGCAGAUUCGAAAAACGAGUCACGGACGCAUUGGAGAUGCAACAAUCAGCAGAGAAGGAGAAUUGGAAUGAAGAUGAGCACAAGGAGAACAGGAGGAAGAUGGCACUGAAAAAGCGCUACAUGAUGAUGGGUCUCGCUACGGUCGGUGGCAGUUUGGUCAUUGGUUUAUCAGCUGGUCUGCUUGCGCCUGUCAUCGGAGCUGGUCUCGCCGCAGGAUUUACGACCAUUGGUGUUGCUGGUACCAGUGGUUUUCUCGCUGGUGCUGGAGGUGCCGCAAUCAUCACGUCUGGCGCUGCUGCUUCUGGUGGUGUUAUUGCUGUUAGAGCCGCGAAUCGAAGAACUGGGGCAGUUCAGACAUUCGAGUAUAGGCCACUACAUAACAAUAAACGAGUCAACUUGAUCGUGACGGUUUCGGGGUGGAUGACGGGUAAGGUAGAUGAUGUUCGACUGCCUUAUAGUACCGUGGAUCCGAUCAUGGGCGACAUAUACUCUGUACUCUGGGAACCAGAAAUGCUUCGAAGUAUGGGAGACACUAUUAAUAUUCUUGCGACGGAGGCUUUGACACAAGGGCUCCAACAAGUCCUUGGCAGUACUAUUCUCAUUGGUUUAAUGGCCGCACUUCAACUUCCAGUCGUUCUAACAAAGCUUGCCUAUCUGAUUGACAACCCUUGGACGGUCUCUCAAGCCCGAGCUGAUGCAGCUGGACUUAUUUUAGCAGAUUCUCUGAUUGAUAGAAACCUUGGUACUCGACCAAUCACAUUUGUAGGCUAUUCUCUAGGAUCCAGAGUCAUCUUUGCCUGUUUGAAAGAGCUUUCCAAAAGAGGCGCGUACGGUCUCGUUCAAAAUGUUUUCCUCUUCGGCUCACCUGUAAUUGCAAACAAGGACGAAUAUUUACGGGCUCGAUCCGUAGUUGCAGGCCGCUUUGUCAACGGUUAUGCGACGAACGAUUGGAUCUUAGGGUAUCUAUUUCGAUUGACUAGUGGUGGUAUCAGUCGAGUUGCCGGCUUAGCUCCUAUCGAAGAGAUCCCAGAGCUUGAGAAUAUCAAUGUCACUGAGUUUGUACCUGGCCACAUGUCAUAUCGAACAGCGAUGCCUCGGUUGCUCAGAGAGGUCGGCUUUCUGGUCGAAAGCGACGAGUUUACCGAGAUCGAGGAUCCAGAUCCCGAGAACCACUCUCAGCGCCAACGAGAGUUGAUCAAUGAGAUCGAAGAAGCCAGAAAAGAAUUCGAGAAACAAGAGAAGGAGAAGGAAGCAAAAGGCAAAUUCGGUUUCUUCAGUCGGAAGAAGAAGGCGGUUGUGAAGAAGCAAGAUUGGGAGACUUACGAAGAAACCAAGGGGGACCCAAGUGCGACUGGAAAUGGAGACUCCAAGAGUGAUAACAACAACGUACUGUUUGAUGUGGAUGCUAUCAGGUCAGAGCUGGCAGGCGAGCAAAUGGAAGUCAAAGAAUUAAAGUCAACUCUACCACCGAUGAAGCUCAACCUAACUGCCAGUCCUGCCAGUCCUCGGAAUAGCUUAGUACGGGGGGCGAAGAGCUACGAUUCAGCACCAGCAGUCAUUCCACAAACAUUCAAACCGUCACCAUCGGCGUCUCCACGGAUCUCUCCAAGCCGAGACUUUCCAGCAAGUAAGAGUCCGGCUUAUAAUUCUGGUUACAACAGUUUCAACGGCUCUCAAUCCAAUGUACAACAAAGUGGUUUUGGAGAAGACGAAAUCCAAAUGACUUUCGAAGAUUCUUUCAAAGCGCCCCCAAGGACAUUUUCUGCCGCGCCAUCCAUUCGACGUUUAUCCGCGUUACCUACUCCAAUACCUUCACCAGCUCCCUCUCCUGGUUUGAAGGCGGUGGACUCGACCAUUCAACGACCAGAUCUCAAGACGAAUAGUAGUACACCGACGAUUCUCCCACAGAUGAAUUUGGGACAUAAUGCCUGGGCAGACGAUGACGAUGAAUUUGGUCCUGAAAAAGAAAUCGAGAUGACUUUUGCAUAA
Messenger RNA from Glarea lozoyensis ATCC 20868, 3639 nucleotides. RefSeq names its product alpha/beta-Hydrolase. The transcript is spliced from 2 exons. The record is from RefSeq and is a predicted model, not a curated record. Bases 1 to 3639 code for a protein of 1212 amino acids. Lineage: Eukaryota; Fungi; Ascomycota; Leotiomycetes; Helotiales; Helotiaceae.